GGGCCGGGUGAGUCACGGGUCCGUGGGCCCAGAUCUGCAGGCAAUCAUCAAUGCGAUGCUAGCUUCCACAGACAGCAGUCACCAGCUGUUGCUGUUGGUAUGCAACGGGCAGUCAUCAGAGCAACGGAUAGAAGACAGAGCUUUGCAGGAAGAUUAGCGGCUAAGGCUACCCACUGUUAGCUCGGAACCAGCUGGAUUCGCAUUUUUCUUUCCAGUUUCUGCCGUGUCAGCCUCGUCCGCCCCUAUCUAUCCCCUAUAUAGCCGUGCAGGUCGUCUUCUUCCUCCUCUCCACUCCUCUCGUCUCCGUCUCCAUCUCCGUCUCCGUCUCCACACCGUGCCGUAGCUGCUGCUGUCCGUGUCCCUCGCCUCGAAGAAGACAACUCCAACACUGUUGCUGCGUGACUGCUGAAUUCGCUCCACACACGCGCGAACCCAGCAAGGCAAGAACACGAACGAGAGAGAGAGAGAGACAGGGAGGGAUCAUCCAUCCAUCAGACCAUCACCCAUGGACAACCUUAAGGAGUCAUCACACCGUGCGCUGGUGCGUGCGUGCGUGCAGCAGCGGGGCCACGAUGCCGCGGGCGCCAACAGCGGCGUCUGGAUGACGGUGCCGGCGUUCGGGGACUGGGACACGAAGAACGGCGCGCUGCCGGACUACUCCAUGGACUUCUCCAAGAUCCGCGAGACGCGCAAGCAGAACAAGAAGGAGCUCUCCCGCGCCAGCCUCGGCGGCGACGACGACCUCUUCGCCCACGCCCACGCCCACGCCCAGAAGCCGCAGGCCAACAGCGCCCAGCCCAAGCUCGGCCGCCCCUGCCCCGCCGCCGACCGCCGACCGCUCCACGCCCGCGACCACUCCCCAACGGGAGGGAAGAAGUUCCUGAGCUACUUCCAGUGCUGUAUCAAGGCCUGAAGAGGAGCUGCCGCAAUGCUAUGUCUGUGUGCCUGUGCUUUGUCGCAGCAGAACACUCGUGAGCAAUUAGGUCCCGGCUUUGUUAAGUAUCCAAAAAAUGUGCAAUGUAUUUGCCCUGAUGGUCACUCGUUUGACCUGUUAGCCUGUAUGAAGAACAAGUCAGGUUAUGGGGCCAGGCAGCCGUCUAUCUGUACAUGGCACCAUCGAUUUGUUUGCGACUGGUGGUAUAAUGUUGCCCUGUAAUCAUUGUAUUGGAUGGGAAUUUGCACCGCCUCCGUAUUUUUGAACGAUCACAAGGGGCAUGGUUCGUUUGGAUUGGUUUUGUGAUUA
Messenger RNA from Zea mays, 1243 nucleotides. RefSeq lists its product as uncharacterized. Bases 506 to 913 code for a protein of 135 amino acids. NCBI's taxonomy places the organism in Eukaryota, Viridiplantae, Streptophyta, Magnoliopsida, Poales, Poaceae. The transcript has 3 exons. The record is from RefSeq and is a predicted model, not a curated record.